AUGGAUCCCAACGUGCAACGCGUCCUCGACGAGCUCUCCGGCCUCAACCGCCGCUUCGACGAGCAGGCGGAGCAGGCGGCGGGGCUCAACAGGCAGUUCGACGACCUCGAGCGCAACCUGUCGGCGCGCAAUGUGGUGGUCGGCACCCGUAUCACCGACCUCUCCCGCCGCAUCUGCGAUUUGGAGGCGGCGCCGGCGGAUCCUCAGGUGCAGGCUGUCGAGGGGCGUCUCGCCACGCUCGAGGCCAGCUUCACCGACUUCGACGCCCGCAUCGUCGACUUGGAGUGCCUGCGCACGGCUAGCAUCAAGGAUGAGCGUGAUGCCCCGUGGCGUGGAUCCGGGGUCGUCACGACCUGGUCCCCGACCCGACCAAUGAAAACAUUGCCGGUAGCAGUUGCAGAUAAACGUCUAAGCAGGAAGACCAUCAAAGAACUUCAUGUAGUCAUCAAGCUGCUCCUCAUGCCUGAUCUUAACGAUUGA
Miscanthus lutarioriparius is the source of this 480-nucleotide messenger RNA. The record is from the annotation of a GenBank genome assembly. Lineage: Eukaryota; Viridiplantae; Streptophyta; Magnoliopsida; Poales; Poaceae.